AUGGAAGCUGUCGAAAAUCAACAAUAUGUUUUCUUAGGCAUUAAAGUGAAACCUGGACCAAUGGAACGCCAUAAAUUGGAGAAUUUUGCGCUUGAUAAUACUGUGGAUUUAUUAAGGAACGAAGCUGAAAAAAGAGCUAAUAUUCCAUCUGCAUCAUUAGAGUUAAUACAUCAUGGUAAGAUUUUAAAGGACAAUGCAACUUUAUCUGAUAGUGGUGUCAAAUUUGGUGAAAUGGUGCAUGUGGUAAAGAAAAAAGAGCAAGCUCCAGCUGCACCACCGCCAACUUAUACUGAUGCAGAAUUGCAACAACUAAACGCUUCUUUAAGAACACUUGGAUGUACACCUAACGCUCCUGGAUGGACUAGAGCCAUGCAAUUACUAAAUGAUGAAUCAGCAAUGGCUGAAAUAAUAGAGCAUACACCAUCUUUAUCUGAAGAUUGUAUGACCCUGUCUAUCCUUCAUGAAGUGGAGCUUCUUGCCGCUCUUGCAGCAAAUAUUCAAACAAUGAGACGUGGGGCAGAAGCACAUCCUGACCUACCAAAUGCACUGAGACAUCUGAUGCGCUUAGUUAGGUCUCGAUCAAAUGCAAAUACUUCUGAUUAUGCUCCAACAUCCGGCUUCGCAUAUUCACUAGAGGCGCUCUCUGAAGAUGAAGAUGUAGAAGAAGAAGAGACUGAAGAAGGAGAAGGCAGAAGUGCAAUAACUCAAGAACAGUUGGCUGCUGCUUUACAGGCAGCAACGGAGGCGGCGUUGUCGUCGUCGAGCAGCCGCGGCGGAUUGCUGCGUCUGUUGCAGGGUACACCAGCUCGCGGCACUGCGGCGGCGGCUGCGGGGACUGCAGGGGGUGCAGGGGGCGCGGGGCGGAGCGCCAUCACGGCGGAGAUGUUCAGCGAGGCCAUCAGCGAAGCCCUGAGCCGCGCCAACCCCGCCGCCUCGCCCAUGGAACAGAGCGCUGCCGCCUCGUCCUCUCAAAGCCCCGUAACGAGAGACGAAGAUUUUCUCACGCAAUUGCAACGCAUGCAUGAAAUGGGCUUAAUGGACGACGCGCUCAACGUGCGAGCGCUACACAUAUGUGCAGGUGAUGUGAAUGCAGCUAUUAAUUUAGUCUUCAGCGGAGCUAUCGCGGAUGAU
This is a messenger RNA of Brenthis ino (lesser marbled fritillary), 1131 nucleotides long. The record is from the annotation of a GenBank genome assembly. NCBI's taxonomy places the organism in Eukaryota, Metazoa, Arthropoda, Insecta, Lepidoptera, Nymphalidae.